GCCGUGCCGAGGCCGCGCCGGGCGGGCGACACCUGGGCGGCUGCGCUGCCUCCUCCCCUCCCUCCCUCUCACGUAGGUUUCGACUUUCUUUCUCCGCCCGGAAACUUGGUGGAGGAACCCGCGUUAUUGCCGCCGUCGCAGGCCGAGUUGGCGCUGGGCUCCCCUCGCCUUCUCCCUUCCCCUUCCCGGGGGGCGAGCGAGCCCCCCUUCCCGGCGCUACAGAGGUCCUCUGUCAGACGGCUGCUACGUGACAACCUUCCUUGCUGCUGGGCUGAGAGUGCCUGGUGCUGGCUGCCAUGGCUGAUCCCACAGCAGAAGAACACGCGUCCCAAGUCAGUGAACUCUGCUGCGAAUGCGGUCAGUUCCACCUUUUGCUGGACAAUCAUCUCUACAACUUCCAGGAUGAAGUGGAUGAUGAACUCAUCUGCCACAUCUGCCUUCAGCCUCUGCUCCAACCUAUGGACACCCCCUGUGGACAUACGUACUGUUUCAAGUGCCUCGAAAACUUUAUGCAGGAGUAUAACUUUUGUCCUAUGGAUCGGAAGAAGCUCUCUUUCCAGCAGUGCCACAAGUCCAGCCUUCUAGUGCGAAACCUCUUGGAUAAGCUGAUUGUCUUCUGUCCUUUCAAGGCAGAGUGUCAGCAGACGAUGCAGCGGUGUGAACUAGAAGCUCAUCUGCAGAACAGGUGUCCUGGUUUCAAGAAGUACAAAUCUGAACUACAGAGGAAAAAGAAUCCCAUUUCCAAAGGGAAGGAAGACCCCCCGACCAAGGUGGAAACAAACACACCCAAGGAUCCAGAGGUACCAAGCGGAGGAUCAUCACUUGUGGCAGAAAGCUCUGCAGCUGCUGUAGUAUCACUAGGGACUGCAGAGCCUGGACUGGUUAAUCCAGCUUUUGAGGAGACUGAAGAAGAUCUUCCUCAGAGAACUAGUCUUGUGGCUGAAACUACCACAAUUGAAAUUCACCGAGAAGACCCGGAGGAAGAGCUGGGGAUGAGGAUAGUUGGGGGUAAAGACACCCCACUCGGAAACAUCGUUGUUCAGGAAGUCUUGCGCGAUUCUGUCAUCGCUGCGGAUGGAAGAAUAGCACCUGGGGACCAUAUUCUUGAGGUGAAUGGCGUCAACAUCAGCAGUGUGACUCACUGCCAAGCUGUCUCCUUCCUGCGCCACCCAGGUCCUGUUCUCCACCUCAUGGUCCUGCAGGAGAAGGGUUUUUCCAACAAGACUGCACAGCAGGAUUCCACUUCUGCUACAAAUCGGGAAGUGAUCCACGUUACCUUGAUAAAGAGAGACCGAUCCGAACCCUUGGGAAUCAAGCUGAUCAGGAAGACAGAUGAGGCAGGGAUUUUUAUUCUAGAUCUGUUAGAGGGAGGUUUGGCAGCCAAAAAUGGAAAACUGAGUCGGAAUGACAGAGUCCUGUCAAUAAACGGCCAGGAUUUGAGGCAAGGAACACCCGAGUCCGCUGCGCAGAUAAUCCAGACCACUGAAUCCAGAGUGAACUUUGUCGUCCUGAGGCAGCUGGGUGUGCAGCUCUCGGACCUGGUGGAAGAUGGCAGCACAUCCAAUAACAGCAGCAGCAGCAGCAGCAAUGGAGGAAGCCCGGUGCACCAUCGGAGACGACUGGACCAGAAUCACUACAGACGAAAAUCUACCUACCAGAAGGAUUUACCUCAGGGAUAUGUAAGUCACGAAAAGACAGUUGCAAUAAAAAAGGAACCAAAGGAAUCUUUAGGAAUAACAAUUGGAGGCGGAAGGGAUAACAGAAACAAGCUCCCUAUAUAUGUAACGAGUGUGCAGCCCAUCGGAUGCCUAUUCAGGGAUGGCAGAAUCAAGCGAGGAGAUGUACUUCUGAGCAUAAAUGGCAUCGAUUUGACUCACCUGAACUACUAUGAAGCUGUCUCAGCACUGAAAUCUAACGCAGCUUCCCACUCAGUUGUACUGAAAGCCUUGGAAAUCCUUUCAGUGAACUCGACAGAGCCCUCUCUGGAUAUCAAGGAGCAAGGAUUCAGCUGGUCUCCUCUCUGGAUCACAUGGCUUGGAUUGCCAAGCUACCUUCACUUCUGUCAAGAUAUUGUCCUUAGCAAAGGUAACCUGGAAAGCUGGGGCUUCAGCAUUGUUGGAGGCUUUGAGGAAAGCAAAGGAAACCAACCCUUCUUCAUCAAAACCAUAGUCCCGGGGACUCCUGCCUUCCGAGACCGGAAACUGAAGUGUGGAGAUGAAAUAGUGGCAGUAAACGGAGUGCCAGCGAUAGGAAUGAGCAACUCGGAGCUGAUCCCAAUGCUGAAGGAGCAAAAGAACAAAGUCACCCUCACUGUGGUGUCCUGGCCAGGAAGCCUCGUGUGAAAGCUCAACCAGAACACACCACAGUUUCAGGUAUCAGACAGCAGUUGGCCAUCACACAAAGCUAAACAUGUGACACACAAAUCAAGGGAAUGCUGAACUCUGUGAAUACUACACCCUGUAUUGCCAUGGAAGACUUUUACCUUCCUUUUUGGAGAAAACAUUUCUUUCCUGUGCCAUCAACAAAUCUGGCGGUCGGAUUCAAAGUAAUAGCUCAUCUGAACAGUUGUAGCUUCCUGGGCUCAUUAAAGCUCUUCAGAAUUGGUGUUGCAGAGAAAGCUCUUUUUCCAGGGCUUCUCUACAAAUUGCCUUUGAGGCGUGUUCCUCAAUUUUAGACCUCUGUCUUCAAUUUGAUCUUUUGAACAGGUCAAAACAGGCCCAAUGGUCUGAUUUCCCCUGCUGGUUUAAUACAGUUCUGCUCCUUAUCAGACUGCCAUUCUUGGACGUUGAGUCAUUUUAUACACGCUUUAAAAGCCACUAAUAAAGUUGUAAGGAUUGGGACCUAAUUAAGCAGUUCAUAUAGCCCCCAGUCUCGAUAUUUUUAGGUUACUGAAACCUAAUGAAUGUUAAAAAAACCCCAAUUGUACCUCUCAGCUGAGAGCUGAAGAGCUGCUCGGUUAGCGUGGUGGGACUGUGCUGGCUUGUAGGAAGGUCCUAUCAUGGGGCAGCUGUCACGAAUCCUGAUUUAGGAUCCUACUGAAUAUGCUGAUUUGUUGCAAAUGAGUGAUUUUUUGACCACUUAAAGAAGCUGUCAAAGGUAUCAGCAAAAGUGGUUUCAUUGAAAAUACGAUGUUGUAAAAGUGUGAAUCAAAAAAAAAAAAAAAGCCUGAAUCAAACUACUGCUACUUCAGUUAAGGAAUCAAGUGAAUUUGUCACAGUAGCCAGAGAUAAGGAAUUUGUUUCGUUUUCAUCCCCUUCCUCAGCUUGGUUUCCCUGCUUUUAUGAGUUGAUAAAAUGACCAGUUUUUUUCCCCAGAAGGCAGAUGAUUAAGUAAACAGGUCUGUAACCAAAAACCUGUGUCCCAGCAUGCUGUCCUGUUGGUUUCCCAGCGAUCAGGUGCAGAGUUAGGGCAGGGGCAGGAGGAGGUACCCGACACAGUGCCUGUGCUCUCGGGCACGUGAGACCUCUGUCCGUGUCCCUCCUGCAGCUGGAGUGAACUCUCAGCUCCCUGGCUCAGGGCAAGCUCAGGGGGUCACUGACCACUCUGGCCACGUUGUACUGACUGGAUGAAUUAAUUAAGCUGCCUCCAGAAGGACAGUGUGCCUGGUUUGGCUUCAGUUCAAAUCUACCCUCUAGUUACAAUUUAAAAUAAUAAAAGAACUGCAGGUGGUUUGAUCUGUGACACCUCACUAAGUUCCCACCUGGAAACUCCCCAUGAAGCAAUGCCCUUCUGUUUUUAGAAGGCUGUUAAUCAGCAGUAGAAAUGACAGAUCUUCCUCAAAGCAGGUUGCAAGGGGAGAGAUCUUCCCUCUUACGCCAUUCCUGCUGUAGCUUUUAUGGGGCCAACUCUGAUUAGAAGAGUCAAAGGAGUUUCUCUCCCUGUCAAAAUGCUACCUAGAAUGAGUUUUUAAUUCCUUGUUGCAGUAAACUGGCUGCAGGUAAGUGCCCAUCAUUGUCUUAAGCAGUGCUUUUCUUAGGGCUGGCUACUUCCUAAUGAGCUGUGAGUGCAGAGCAGGACUGUUCCUUGCUGGGUGACUGAGUUGUGAGCACACAGAGUGACUUCACUUAAGGCAGGAUAGAGCAGGGGCUGGUAUCAGAGCCCAUUAUACAGAAAUAGCUCAGGAUUCCAUUGUCACAAAAGCUUCCCUGGCACUCGGUGUGGCCUCUUUGUUUGGCUGAUAAAUACCCCUGUGGACUCUGACAGCAGAAACAGGGUGGCCAGCUGGGCUCUGCGGCCUUUUUUUCCCUGUUUUCUUGUUGAAACACCUAGAGGAAAAGAAUUCCAAAAGUCAGAAAGGUGCCUGUGGAAAACCAGUUGCUUGACCUCUGUCUGACACAAAGGAAUAGAAAAACCACAAGCAAUUUUUUGUCUCUUUCCAAUCAAUGUGCAGAAUCUGUGCCUGGUAUGGAACAGUAAAUACUGAUGUAGAUAGGGAGAGGGUGAUUCCUACUGAGUUAGCACCAAAUGGGACUUGUAUGAAGUAGAGCAGAGGAAGCUGUGCAGCUGGUGGGACAGUGGGACUCAAGAGGAUGCUGCAGAAGGCAGCAGGAUUUUUACCACUAACUCCAUCUCGUUUCAAGGUGCCUUCAGCUUCACCAAAAUGUCCUGGUAAUUUAAAUAUUGCCUCCAAGAUCAGCUUGUUAAUAGAUGUUGAAUUUGUUUUGAUGACUUUAUAAAUUAUUGUGAUAUCACUGAAAAACAUGUAUUAUGGGUGGUUUUUUAACCUUUCCUUCCAGCGUAUCUGUUAACGCCACCAGAAUAGGUCACUUACUCCAACAACAGACACUUCUCCAAGAAACUGAUGUUUUGAGGCAACUUGGCCCGUUUCUCAUCUCCUGCUUUGGCCCAGUAGCAGCACUGAUGCCACCAGCACAAGAACUGGUCCCUUAUUUGAGAAUUAUUAGUCACCCUUGGGCACUCCCCAGGGAACACGACCAUGGGACCUGCAGUAUUUACCUGACACAAGGAAAGAUUAUUGCCAAAGCCCCACCUUUAGAUUUCUCUAGCACAUUAAAGGCAAACAUUUCACCUCGCUUUA
Messenger RNA from Calidris pugnax (ruff), 5038 nucleotides. RefSeq names its product ligand of Numb protein X 2-like. Bases 297 to 2342 code for a protein of 681 amino acids. The transcript has 10 exons. The record is from RefSeq and is a predicted model, not a curated record. NCBI's taxonomy places the organism in Eukaryota, Metazoa, Chordata, Aves, Charadriiformes, Scolopacidae. Gene Ontology annotation, molecular function: metal ion binding; ubiquitin-protein transferase activity; protein binding.